Messenger RNA from Python bivittatus (Burmese python), 4610 nucleotides. The record is from RefSeq and is a predicted model, not a curated record. Lineage: Eukaryota; Metazoa; Chordata; Lepidosauria; Squamata; Pythonidae.
CGUUGUGUAGCUUUUCCUAGACGAGCAUUGAAGUCUCUCCUUUCAGGGCAACUAGUCUGGUUUGCAUUGUGGCUGCUGCUGUUGCUGUGAUGUCAGAGUGAUUAUGGUUGCCUCUGUAGAUGAUUUUGAUCAAACAUGUCCUCUCUUUUGAUAUCUAGCCUAGUGUAUUGGUACUGUUCUAUUGUUAGUCGUGGCAAAAGGUGGAUGCCGGUUUUAAAGAACAAGAGAUACCUUUCCUUCUUUAAAGAUGGAGGAUUAGUUGGAAAGAAUGACAGAACUUGCAUCACUUGUUGUGAUUUCCCUCUCUUGUAGUCCUUACAACGCCUCCAUCACUGCCACCUCCAAUGCAGGCGUAUGCAUUUAAACCUCCCCCUCGACCUGAUUUCGGUACUUCAGGAAGAACAAUCAAACUGCAAGCCAAUUUCUUUGAAAUGGACAUUCCCAAAAUGGACAUCUACCAUUAUGAAUUGGAUAUAAAGCCCGAGAAGUGUCCUAGAAGAGUUAACAGAGAAAUAGUUGAACACAUGGUCCAGCACUUUAAAGCGCAGAUAUUUGGAGAUCGCAAGCCAGUAUUUGAUGGGAGAAAAAAUCUCUAUACAGCAAUGCCACUUCCAAUAGGGAGAGAUAAACAGGUGGAAUUGGAGGUCACUUUGCCAGGAGAAGGGAAGGACAGAAUAUUUAAGGUGGCCAUCAAGUGGAUGUCAGUUGUGAGUCUGCAGGCGUUGCAUGAUGCUCUCUCUGGUCGUCUUCCAAGUGUUCCUUUUGAAACCAUUCAGGCUCUUGAUGUUGUGAUGAGGCAUCUGCCCUCUAUGAGAUAUACUCCAGUGGGCCGUUCCUUUUUUACUGCAUCAGAAGGAUGUUCUAAUCCUUUGGGAGGUGGCAGAGAAGUUUGGUUUGGAUUCCAUCAGUCAGUUAGGCCUUCACUGUGGAAAAUGAUGCUGAACAUUGAUGUCUCUGCGACAGCAUUUUAUAAGGCACAGCCAGUAAUUGAAUUUGUAUGUGAAGUUCUUGAUUUCAAAAGUAUUGAAGAACAACAGAAACCUCUGACAGAUUCCCAAAGGGUUAAGUUUACCAAAGAAAUUAAAGGUCUUAAGGUGGAAAUUACUCAUUGUGGGCAAAUGAAAAGAAAAUACCGAGUAUGCAACGUUACCAGAAGGCCAGCAAGUCACCAAACAUUUCCCCUUCAGCAGGAGAGCGGUCAGACUGUUGAAUGCACCGUAGCUCAAUAUUUUAAGGACAGGCACAAAUUAGUAUUACGUUAUCCUCAUCUUCCAUGUUUACAAGUUGGACAGGAGCAGAAACACACAUACCUUCCCCUAGAGGUAUGCAAUAUAGUUGCAGGACAGAGAUGUAUUAAGAAGCUGACAGACAAUCAAACUUCUACUAUGAUUAGAGCAACAGCGAGAUCAGCCCCAGAUCGUCAAGAAGAGAUCAGCAAAUUGAUGCGAAGUGCAAGUUUUAAUACUGACCCUUUCGUUCGUGAAUUUGGAAUUAUGGUCAAAGAUGAAAUGACAGAUGUAACGGGGAGAGUGUUACAGCCACCUUCAAUUCUCUAUGGAGGCCGGAACAAAGCAAUUGCUACCCCAGUACAAGGGGUUUGGGAUAUGAGGAACAAACAGUUUCAUACUGGAAUUGAAAUAAAGGUCUGGGCCAUUGCUUGCUUUGCUCCCCAACGUCAGUGCACUGAAGUCCAUCUUAAGACCUUCACGGAACAACUGAGGAAGAUAUCAAGAGAUGCGGGAAUGCCCAUCCAGGGUCAGCCUUGUUUCUGUAAAUAUGCCCAGGGAGCAGACAGCGUGGAACCGAUGUUCCGCCAUCUCAAGAACACCUAUGCUGGCCUGCAGCUUGUGGUUGUCAUUCUGCCUGGGAAAACUCCUGUUUAUGCGGAAGUGAAGCGUGUUGGUGAUACCGUGUUGGGAAUGGCCACACAGUGUGUGCAGAUGAAAAAUGUGCAAAGGACCACCCCACAAACACUUUCCAACUUGUGCUUAAAGAUCAAUGUCAAACUAGGAGGAGUAAAUAACAUUUUAUUGCCACAAGGAAGACCUCCAGUAUUUCAGCAGCCUGUCAUCUUCCUGGGUGCAGACGUCACUCAUCCACCAGCCGGAGAUGGGAAAAAACCAUCUAUUGCUGCUGUUGUAGGCAGCAUGGAUGCCCAUCCGAAUCGCUACUGUGCCACUGUGAGGGUCCAGCAGCAUCGCCAAGAAAUAAUUCAAGACUUGGCUGCCAUGGUUAGGGAGCUGCUGAUCCAGUUCUACAAAUCAACCCGAUUCAAGCCAACACGGAUUAUUUUCUAUAGGGAUGGCGUUUCCGAGGGGCAGUUCCAGCAGGUUCUUCAUCAUGAAUUGCUGGCUAUCCGAGAAGCAUGCAUUAAGCUAGAAAAGGAUUAUCAGCCGGGGAUCACGUUCAUUGUUGUGCAGAAAAGACAUCACACCAGACUGUUUUGCACAGACAAAAAUGAAAGAGUUGGGAAAAGUGGAAACAUUCCAGCAGGUACAACCGUGGACACAAAAAUCACCCACCCUUCGGAGUUUGACUUCUAUCUGUGUAGUCAUGCUGGGAUUCAGGGCACAAGCAGACCGUCUCAUUACCAUGUUCUCUGGGAUGACAAUCGCUUCUCUUCAGAUGAACUUCAGAUCCUCACUUACCAACUGUGUCAUACGUAUGUGCGUUGUACUCGUUCUGUUUCAAUCCCUGCGCCGGCGUACUAUGCACACCUGGUUGCCUUCAGAGCCAGGUAUCAUUUGGUGGAUAAAGAGCAUGACAGUGCUGAAGGAAGCCACACUUCUGGGCAGAGCAACGGCAGAGACCAUCAAGCCCUCGCGAAAGCUGUUCAGGUCCACCAGGACACAUUGCGCACCAUGUACUUUGCUUGAUGUGGCCGUGAUUUGAGGAACUCAGUUCUGAGUUGGAUUCACAGGAGACCAGCUGCACUUAGACCAACAGUUGCCCAAGCUAUAGCGACAGCCAGCAAGGAGUGAUGCAUCUUUAUUUUUAAUUCGGGGGGGGGGGGAUGAUGGUAAUGAUGAUGAUUGUGAUUCUGUUUGCAAGAACGCCUUUCAUCCAGAAUUUCAGACUUGAGUGUGAACUGCAGACCUUUACAAAAUUGCACAGCUUUUAGAUGUGUGGAUUUGCCAAAAUCAAAAGCUGCUUGUCAGGAGAAAAGGAAAAAAAAAAAAAAUGAAAACCCACGUUUUCUAACUAACUUAGAGCUGUGAUCUCAGGGCUAAAAACAACACUUCUCGUUUUAGUUAUGACUUUUUCAGAUACACUUCUUUGUAAAAAUCUGAAAAAUAUCCAAUUAAGAUCAGAUUGAGCGGGCCUGGGAAAAACGAUGAAUUUGCUUUUAUUCCUUAAAAAAAACAAAGCGCUAGUUUUGAUGCCAUUGAAGUCUUUGAUCCUUCUGGAUGCAUUUGUAAAAUGUUUUUGUACUGAUGUGCAACAGGAGUGAGCGAAUCCGGGUUUGUCCUUUGCUGUCUUAUUGAUAAGAAGUCUGUGAAGGUCUAUGGGCAAAAAUGUAUUUUUGAAGUUCGUUCUUGAAUGUCUUUCAUUGUGCUGUUUAAAUUUUUUGUAGGGUGCGUUAUGGAAUUAUUUCAGUUACAAAAAGAAGUUUAUCUAUACUUUUUAUUAGGUCCACUGAAAGAUUAGUGAAGUGUGCCACUUUUUAAAAGAAGUUUAUUUUUUCUUAAAAUAAUCCAUUUUGAUUACUAAUCAUGGAGUUUGUCCUAUAGGACUGUGACACUUAAUUUUCCAAAGCUUUUCUAAAGAAUACGGGUCUGUGGUGAUACAGUACAAUCUCUUUCACUGUUAUGUUUGAAUUAAUGUAAAAUUUAUAUAUGUUUCACAGUAUUAACAUGAUAGCAUAGAUACUAUUUAUAUUUAUUUACUAAAGAGUGCUCAACAUAGUUCUGUUUAACAUAUCACAAACUGAAGAAUGCUUUGGAGUUUUAAAGUGGGAAGCUUAUAUGUGGACAAGAGUGAUUUGGGUCGAAUUCACCAACUGUAGCUUCUUGCAGGUUCCCUGUUCAUUUUAACGAGGCUUGUGUGGGACACCUCAUCCCGGCCUCCUUGAAAUGAAGCAAGGAGGACCGGCCCUGGUGUGUUGUCCCUUUAAAGAACAGGGAUAUGCAACUACCUUGUAUGGCAGAGGGGAGACGUGCUUGGCGUUUAUAUCAUUUUUUAAAGCUAGUGUCUUGGAAGGAUUUAGAAGAAUUCACAGGCUGUAGUUUAGACAAGAGCAUCAAAGGAAGUUUCGUAGUUCAUUCAAGCACAUAAAUUAUUUUUUUCUGUUGGAUCAUCUGAGUUACAGAAAUGGAAGGAAAGAGAUCUGUGUUUAUUUGGGGAGGGAAGUGAUGGCGUAAUACGUAAUGUGGACAAAAUGUGUUAAGUGGGAAGGGCGUUUUCUUUGGAGAAGGUGAACCCCUCAGAGGCCUGCUAAAAAUAAAAGCUUCUCUUACUGUGCGCAAGAUUCAUCCGACCAAAUAUUCAAAGCUACCGUUGCACUAAUGAGGACAACAGGAACACUACUAAAAUACUGUGGAUUGGGAAGCCUUCUUCCUCUUCCGAUCUUCUAGGAAUUAAAAAAAAAAAAAUACUAACCGCAUCCAGGC